UGCUGAUACCUCUAUGAAUCAUUACAUUGAGUCCUUUACAGUCCUCAAACACGUGACCAAUGGUCCCCAAUUGAUUGAUAUUGAUUUCUUAACCAUCCAUCCGAAGAAAACCUUGAAUUUAUCUCUAAAUUUCGAUUUAUUUGCAAAACAACUAGUUUCUUAUUCAAGUAAUAAAAAGAGAAAAUCGGAAGUAAUACAGCUUCUCUUAAAAAAAAUUUCAUCAUUAAGCCAGAGUGAGGAUUUAAAUUCUACAGAGCUUAAAAAAGUUUCUAUUUUGAAACUCUUGCCACUUUUACUUCCUGCACCUGGGCCUUUUCAAAGUAUAACUGGUACUUUGUCACCAUGGCGACCGAGUAAAGACGAAGUUCAAAAAGGAUUUAUACUGCACGUUAAAGAUGAAUUAGAUUUAAGAGCUGAAUUAAAAAAUCGUAGAGAUAAUUUAAAAAACUAUGGUUUAACGGAACAACCGAUUGUUUCAGUUGUUGGUAUGAGUAAAAUAGAAUCAUAUAACGUCCACGUUAACAACAUUACUUAUCAGCUUGCGUCAGUUCUUGAAGCUGUAGAUAUUGCUUUCAAAAGUUUUUACGCUUUUCAAUUAUCAUACCCAAAAGAAUCAGAGUAUUCUUGGAUGGUUCUUCAACAAAAAAUUUAUGGCAUUAAAGGAGAGAAAGACGGACCAGUAUUGCCGUGUAUCCGUACUUUUAUAACAGAUUUGAAUAACUGUAAAGUUUAGUCUUAUUUAUUAUUAAUUUAAAUUAUUUUUAAUUGUCCUUAUCUUCUCAUUUGUUUUAAAGUUUUUUUAAUAAAAAUGCCAGUUUGUUUUUUGUGUCAGCAAAAUUUUGCAAUAAAUAUUUUAAAGCAUCAUUUUGAUUCUGUUCAUUAUAUUAAUAACGAAGAUAAAAAAUAUACUUGUGGUGAAAAUUCUUGCAAUAGAUCUUACAACAACUACUGUUCAUUCCAACGGCACUGGACUAAGGAGCACAAUCAUGUUUUGGAACUCAAAAAAUUUGAAACUAGAGCUUCUUCAAUUCCUGUUAAUAAGUCAAAAGUGUGCCUUUCUGGAUCAGCUAGUAAACAAGAAAAAUUAAUUAAAAAUUCAACACAGAGUCUGUCGUUAAAUAAAAAUCAAAACAUAAAUACAAAACUACAAGUUUUUAAAAGUUUGCAAGAAGAUAUCUUAAAUACUAGCCUUAAAAUGUACAAAACUCCUACAGUGUCACGCAAACAAGUUCAGGAGUUUGUUACGUCAUCGAAAUCAUUAGUUACCACUGGUCUAAACACAAUCAAAGAGCAAUUGAUUAAUAUAAAUUCAGAAUCUUCAGGGAUGGUAAAUUUAAAAUCUGUCACGGAUCUUUUUGAUUCAUUUACUAAUGCUUUUACUGACCUCGAUACAGAACAUAAACGCAUAAAAAUAUUGAAACAAAAAAAUUUGUACUUUGAGGCAGAAAAAUUUUUAAUCGGUCAAAAGUCUCAAGAUUGUAAACGUAACUUAGACGGUACCAAAAAAAAGUCUUCUUUGGAGGCAUAUGGUUAUCAAUUUCCACUCAAAACCAUGCUCAAAAAAAUUUUUGAACUGCCUGAGGUAUAUGAUACAGUUCUAACGUAUGUACAGCACCUGGAAGAAGAAACAUCGGUAAUAUCAAACUUUAUGCAAUCUAAACUAUGGAAACGGAAGAUACAGAAUUUUGAAUCAAAAAAAGUUUUUCCUAUUAUGUUAUUUUGCGAUGACUAUGAAACAGGUAAUGCACUUGGUAGCCACUCAGGAUGCAACAAGUUGUGUGGAUGUUACAUAACAUUGCCUUGUUUUCCACCACAUUAUCAGUCUUCAUUAGAAACGAUCUUCUACGCGCUUCUUUUUUACUCCAAAGACAGAGAGAAGUUUGGAAAUGCUGCUGUUUUUAGACUUCUUAUCGAUGAAUUGAAUGACUUGGAAAUAAAUGGAUUGGAGCUUGAUUUACCUCACGGAAAAACCCAAAUUUAUUUCAAAUUGGGCUUAAUUGUGGGUGACAAUUUGGGCCUUCACUCAAUACUCGGUUUCGUUGAAAGCUUCAAUGCUCAUUAUGCGUGUAGAUUUUGUACAAUGGACAAGGACCAACGAUCAAUGGCUUCUCUUGAAGACCCUGUCUACAUGAGGACUAAAAUUUCAUACGCUAAAGAUAUACUUCUAAAUGACGUUUCUGCAACUGGUAUCAAAGAAGAAAGUGCUUUUCACCGUUUGAACGAUUUUCAUGUCACUGAAAACUAUUCAACUGACAUAAUGCACGAUGUCUUUGAAGGCAUUUGUGUGUUUGAUAUGGCAGCUAUGAUAAAAUAUUAUAUAUCAGAAAAAAAAUAUUUUACAUUGCAGCAAUUAAAUCAGUUGAUGAAUAAUCAUAGUUGGGGCGAAACAGAGUCAAGUAUACCUUUGCCAAUAAAUGAAAAUGACUACAAAAAUGAGCAUCUACGAAUGUCAGCUGCUGAAAUGCUUACAUUUGUUCGACAUUUUGGUCUAUUAGUAGGGGAUUUGGUGCCUGAGGAUGAUCCAGUUUGGAAGAUUUACUCUCUCCUUCGACAAAUCAUUGAUAUAAUUACUUCUCCAUCAGUACAGGUUGAAUGUUACUUGAUGUUACGAGUUCUAUUGAAAGAACAUUCUUUCUUAGUUCGUCAUGUACUCAAAAGGUCACUCAAACCGAAAGACCAUAUUUCUACUCAUUUGCCAACAAUUUUGAGAGAAUGUGGACCUCCAAUUAAUUUUUGGUGCAUGCGGUUUGAAGGAAAACAUAGAGAAUCGACAGUGCCAGCUUCUGUGAGUAACUGUAAAAAAAAUGUUGCUCAAACAAUUGUUACUAAACAUCAAUUGAAAUUUGCCAGCCAACUUUAUGCAAUGAAUAUUGCUCCUAUUUUUGAAGAAGGGCCUUCGUCAUCUUGUAAAUUGAGUGAUUUGCCAAUAAUAUUCAACGACAGCUUGAAUCAACAACCGAAUUUUAUAAAUACUACUAUACACACGGUUAAUUGGGUAACCAAAAAUGGUAGUACUUAUAAGCCGAACAUGGUGCUAUGUACGAAUGAAAAUAAUAAUGAACCAGUUUUUGGACUUAUUAAAUUUAUUUUACUAGAAAUGAUACGCCAUUUUUUAUUUAUCAAAGACUUAGAACGAUAUUCCGAGAACAUGGACAUGUUUAUGAAGUUACAGCUAUGAUGCCAGUUUGUUCUAUUAUGAGCUAUGAUAAUUUAUUAAAUUUUAAACCACUAAGUCUUACAUCAAAAGCUGAUAAAAAUUAUAUAAUAUUGCGUCAUUGUUUUUAGAAGUAACCACCGCAUUUUAAUUAA
Messenger RNA from Cotesia glomerata, 3309 nucleotides. RefSeq lists its product as uncharacterized. The transcript has 3 exons. The coding region runs from base 809 to 3178 and encodes 789 amino acids. The record is from RefSeq and is a predicted model, not a curated record. Lineage: Eukaryota; Metazoa; Arthropoda; Insecta; Hymenoptera; Braconidae.